GGGCGAGCCCACGUGACCGGCAACCAAGUCCAACAUGGCGGCCUCCAUAGGCCGCUGCCUUCUCUUCCUCGUUGCGCUGUGCCAUUUCCUCGGUGAGGCGUCCGGCUAUCUCGGCUUGGGGGCCUCCCGCGACGACGACUUGCUGCUGCCUUACCCCCGCGCGCGCACGCGCUUCUCCCGGGACUGCGCAAGGGUGCGCGCCGGCCCCCGAGAGCAUGAGAGCUGGCUGCCAUCCUCCGCGACCCCCAGCGCCCGCGGCCCCUCAGUGCGCACUUUCGUCUCACACUUUUCAGGCCGCGCAGUUGCGGGCCACCUGACACGGGCCGCCGAGCCCCUGCGCACCUUCUCGGUACUGGAGCCUGGAGGACCCGGCGGCUGCGCGUCGAGGCGCCGCGUCACGGUGGAAGAGACUGCGCGGGAGCGCGCCUGCAGCGUCGCUCAGAACGGCGGCUUCUUCCGCAUGGACACUGGCGAGUGCCUGGGGAACGUUGUGAGCGACGGGCGGCUGGUGGGGAACGCCGAGGGGCUGCAGAACGCGCAGUUCGGGAUCCGCCGCGACGGGACCCUCGUCACUGGGUACCUGUCUGAAGAGGAGGUUCUGGACACUGAGAACCCCUUUGUGCAGCUGCUGAGUGGGGUCGUGUGGCUGAUUCGCAAUGGAAGCAUCCACAUCAAUGAGAGUCAGGUGGCUGAGUGUGACGAGACACAGGAGACAGGUUCCUUCAGCAAAUUUAUAAACGUGAUAUCGGCCCGGACAGCUGUGGGCCACGACCGGAAGGGGCAGCUGGUGCUCUUCCAUGUGGACGGGCAGACGGAGCAGCGGGGCAUCAAUCUGUGGGAAAUGGCAGAGUUCCUGCUGAAACAGGACGUGGUCAACGCCAUCAACCUGGACGGAGGGGGCUCCGCCACCUUCGUGCUCAACGGGACCUUGGCCAGUUACCCGUCUGAUCACUGCCAGGACAACAUGUGGCGCUGUCCCCGCAGCGUGUCCACUGUGGUGUGCGUGCACGAGCCCCGCUGCCAGCCGCCUGACUGCAGCGGCCAUGGCACCUGUGUGGAGGGGCACUGCCAGUGCGUGGGGAGCUUCUGGCGGGGUGCUGCCUGCGACGAGCUGGACUGUGGCCCCGCCAACUGCAGCCAGCAUGGGCUCUGCACGGAGACCGGCUGCCGCUGCGAAGCUGGAUGGACAGGGUCCAACUGCAGUGAAGCUUGCACCAGCGGCUUCUUUGGGGAGGACUGUGCCAAGAAGUGCCAGUGUCAUAAUGGAGCCACCUGUGACCCCAUACGGGGGACCUGUGCCUGUCCCCCUGGCUUCACUGGAGACACAUGUGUGCAGGAGUGUCCCCUCGGCUGGUACGGGCCAGGCUGCCAGAGCCCUUGCAAGUGUGAGCACCAGUGUCCCUGUGACCCCCAGACGGGCAACUGCAGCCUCACCUGGUCACCCACCCUGAACAGCCUCCUCUCCCAAGUGAAGCAGUGUCUCCCGCCUCCCGGGGCCACCCUGAAGACAGAAGAGCUCUCUGUCUCCACCAGAAGAGAGAGAGCUCGCAGGCCAAGCUGGCGCCCUUGCAAGGCCGUGAGCAAGCGGUUUGCCGGCUCAGAAUCGAGGUCCCUUCUGGCUCCGCUGCCUCCAGCUCUUCGGAGCCCCAUCCUCCGGCUUCCUUCGUCUGUGACCUGCAUCCCCCGCUUCUGUCCUUCCUCAUUGACGGAAAGAACCUGGAAGGCAGAGAAGGUGCUGGCGAACGUGGACUUGGCUCUUCCAGCCACAGGCAGCCCGGAGGCUCUGGGGACCCCAACUCACGUGCUGUAGCAACACCUCCUCCCCCACAGCCUUCAUCAAACCCUUGGUGUCCAUGUGGCCCAGACGCAGGAUGUACAGCGGGCGGCCGUCUUCGGGGUAGGGUUGAGCGAGGUGGGGACAGAAGGGAAACAGAGUUACAUACUUUUAUUUUUAUGUAUGUAUGUUUGUAUGUAUGGUCUUUUUAGGGCCGUAUCUGCAGUAGUUAUGUUCUCUAAGGUCAUACCACUGAGUCAGGGAGCACAGAACCACUGUUUCUAGGGGGAGUAAGAGGUUAAGUUCCUGCCAGCCUCCGGUCAGGACAUUCUUGUCACCGAUGGAUGGUAACUUUGUUUUGCAUGUGUUUCUGCUUAAGGACACCUUAUUUAAUGUAUGUUGUUGAUUCACUGACACUGAAGGAGGCCAGCAACACUGUAACCCAUGCCUGAAUGGCGCUUAGCUUGUCUUCUUCAUAAGGUGCAUCACAGCCUUCCUGUACUUGGCAAUGUGGUGCUUCUGUACCGGGCAAGAUCAAUCCAAAAAUGGGAAAGAAAAAAAAAAAAGCAUCACUAAAUAGGCUGCAGAAAGGACACGUGUUUACAGUAGGAGCUGAAGCAGGGAGGCAAAAGGACACUUACUCAACCUCAGCUGCGGAGGGCCGUGUUCAUUUGGGUGACUCAGGUUUUCAUCACUCUGCACACGUCCGUGAAGGACAGUGAAAGCGCCCAAUAUAGAUUUGGGGGUUACAAGUUAAUUUCAGUGAGUAGGCCAAUUCACACAUGCGGAAUCCAUGAAUAGCAAAGAUCGACUGUAUAUUGAAAGCAAGUGUUUCAACCAGUUCUUCAGGAGAGUCAAGCAAUCGCCCUAAUAAUAUACAUGAAUUUUUAACUAAAGGACAUUGAAAAGCAAAACAGGCGCUGUCUUCAAUGGCAGUUUCAUUAAAAAAAAAAAAUCCAGAGAUGGGAAGUUCUCAGGUAGCCUAACAGUUAAGGAUCCAGCGUUGUCGCUGCUGUGGUGUGGGUUCAGUCCCUGGCCUAGGAACGCAUGUGUGCCUUGGGUGCAGACAAAAAAAAAAAAAGUCGAAGGAUGAUAUCUGUAGUGGGUUAAAAAGGGCCCCCCAAUUCGUGUCCAAAUAAGAAUGUGACCUUAUUUGGAAAUAGGCUCUCUGCAGGUGGGAUUAGUCAGAGAUCUCGAGAUGAAAUCAUGCUGGAUCAGGGCGGGUCCUAAAUCCAGUGACCUGGGGUCUUUAUAAGAAGAGGAGAGGACACACAAAUACAGGGGGAAGGCCAUGGGAGGACAGAGGCAGAGACUGUGAUGUGGCCACAAGCCAAGGAAUGCCUGGGGCCACCGGAAGCUGGAAGAGGCAGGAAGGAUUUUCCUCCAGAGCCUUCAGAGGGAGGGAUCACUGCCUUGCCGACCCUUUGAUUUGGGACCUCUAGCCUCAAGAACAACGAGAGAAUAAAUUUCUGUUGCUUUAA
Phacochoerus africanus (Common warthog) is the source of this 3255-nucleotide messenger RNA. RefSeq names its product N-acetylglucosamine-1-phosphodiester alpha-N-acetylglucosaminidase (gene NAGPA). Bases 35 to 1810 code for a protein of 591 amino acids. The transcript has 12 exons. The record is from RefSeq and is a predicted model, not a curated record. NCBI's taxonomy places the organism in Eukaryota, Metazoa, Chordata, Mammalia, Artiodactyla, Suidae.